AUGAAGGAAACAGGCGACGGCCAACCGCUGUCGCGCCGCGACCCCACUCGCACCGCGAGUUCCCGUUCCCUUCGAUUGGUGGUUAGAGUUGUGGAUCCAAAACCUGGUGAUAGCAUUAUCGAUUGUUGUGCAGCUCCGGGUGGAAAGACUCUUUUCAUGGCUUCGUGUCUGAAUGGCCAAGGUAGCAUAAGCUCAGUUGGUGUAAACAAAAGCCGAUUGAGAAUCCUCAAAGAGACUGCCAAGUUGCAUGAAUGUGAUCAAGUUAUCACUACCAUCCAUGCUGAUCUUCGGGCAAUUAGAGCAGAUUUGCGCUGGACUAGGAAACUGGAAGACAUGGAAGAACUUAUAAAUUUGCCAGACACCCUUCUUGAUUCAGCUUCUAACUUGGUAAAGCCUGGUGGAGUACUAAUAUACAGCACCUGUUCAGUCGAUCCUGAUGAGAAUUGCUGCUUUUCUUCUGAGACAUCCGACAAAUACGUGUCUCCCCCAUUUGUCACUGAAGGUGGAUUCUACAGCUCCAGCCCUGUCAAACACUCGCUCGAUGGAGCCUUUGCAGCUCGCCUGAUAAGAUCUACCUGA
Messenger RNA from Salvia splendens (bonfire salvia), 579 nucleotides. RefSeq names its product probable ribosomal RNA small subunit methyltransferase B. Lineage: Eukaryota; Viridiplantae; Streptophyta; Magnoliopsida; Lamiales; Lamiaceae. Gene Ontology annotation, molecular function: RNA methyltransferase activity. The transcript has 6 exons. Bases 1 to 579 code for a protein of 192 amino acids. The record is from RefSeq and is a predicted model, not a curated record. Gene Ontology annotation, biological process: RNA methylation.